AUGCGAAGCUUGUCGAAAUUUUAUGCACCACCAGGAAAUGUAGAAAAAGCUGCAUACAGUUUGUUGAGGCUCAAAAAGGGUUCACCGAUUACAAUUCUUACUGGUUUCUGUGUGGCAGCAAAACUUGUGAAUAGUAAAAUGAUACCGGUAGCCGAAACAGAUGGCCCUCCUGGUGCAGUACUUGCAGGUGAAACGCUUCGUAAACUUUCCUAUCCUGUGACAUAUGUUGCUGAUCCUGUCACAUGUAAUGUCCUUCGCGCAUGUUUGAAAUCAAUCAAAGCCGUUGACAAUUGUGUUUACGAAUUUUAUACACGUCAUGAUGAAAAGGAACAGAUUGCGGAAGCGCAUGGACUCAUUGACCAGCUUAAGCCCAAAGCAAUGAUUGCUGGAGAACUCUGCAGUCGAAGUUGGUAUGAUGGAAUCCGUCACAACAUGAAGGGCGAAAAUAUUAACGAUUGGAAUCCGCCUGUUGAUGAAAUGCUUGUUCAAUUUAAAGGUAGAGGUAUUAUCAUCGCAGUUGGUGAUGGUGGCAAUGAAGCAGGCAUGGCGAACUUAAAAGAUAAUAUCCCGCUCGCAUCAGAUGACAAAACUAUUAUGGCGAGUGGGGUAUACUCAGACAUUCCUAUUACGUCAUGGAAUUCAAAUCUCGGUUUGCAAGCAGUUGCUUCCGUUGCUGCCGCGAUAGAAGGUAAAUUUGAAUUCAUUCCAACAGCGGAUCAAGUUAUCAAGACAAUUGAAGCUGCUUUGGAUGCAGGCGCAGUGGAAGGCGUCACUCAAGGGAAACAAGAUAAUUCUUUAAACGGAAUUUAUGCAACGCGCGGCGUGGACGGUUUUGCUCCUUAUGUACAUGCAGCUGAUCAAGAUAAACUAAAAAGUACGAUAAUUCAAAUGAAAAUAAAAGGAAUGUUAUAA
Messenger RNA from Rotaria sp. Silwood2, 912 nucleotides. The record is from the annotation of a GenBank genome assembly. NCBI's taxonomy places the organism in Eukaryota, Metazoa, Rotifera, Eurotatoria, Philodinida, Philodinidae.